UGGCUGCCAAAAAAUGUCAAAAUGUCAAAUGAACGACAAGAUCUGAGCCUGCACUUGCACUUCUUAAUUCACCUCCUAAUCCCAAACCUACCCCUAGUGGGACAUGUCCUCCCCAACCUUUCUCUGCCCCUUGGCAAAUCCCCCAAAAUCCCCAGUGGAUUCUGGGUACUUUCUAGUUUCUGGAGGGGAGGCAGGAGUGUGGCUGGGAAUCCCCAGUGGUGUCUUGCCUGUCCCUGGGGGUUUCCGUGGGUGUCCAGGGCAAGCAUUACGCCUAGUAGGUGCUCACUGUUAUCCACAGUGGCAGCUGCUUCCCUGGGUCUGUGUUCUCUGAGUCCCUGUGGCCAAGACACGGAGGGGUCCUUCCAUGUCCAUCUCAGUGGUCAGUGAGUGUCUCCUCUCAGUCUGCGCCUGGGUGCCUCUGGGCCCCUAUCUUUCUUUGUCUUUGGAUCUUUGUCCCUGUCUCUCUUCUCCUGUCUCUUGUUCUAUCCAACUCGGUCUGUCUGUCUGAGUCUCUGCCUUCCCUUGUCUCUCUCCCUCUCUUCCCCUCCCUCCCCAGAUCCCUGUGUCUCUCCCCUUCCUGUCUCUGUCUCUCUCUUCUGUCUGUAGCUCAACUUUCCUGUCUCCAUCUCUAUCUCUUGAUCUCCAUCUUUGUCCCGUUCUUGCUGUUUUUGCCUCUGUCCAUGUCUCCCUCCUCCCUGUGUCUCUCCCUCUGCCUCUCCCUCUCUGCAUCUCUCUGUCUCUCCUUUCCCCAUCUUGGUUUCUGUUGUCCUCCUUGUCCUAGUUGUCCUUCCUGGGGAUUCCCCUCAGGGACUGCAGCCGGAAGGAAGGGCUGGUGGCCCCGUGGGGCUGGGGAAGGCCAGAGGUCUGCACUUCUCCCUUUUGUGGCCUCUUCCUCCCUACCCCCACCAUCGGGGCCUUCCGUAUCCAGGGUGAUGGGUGCAGAGCUGGGGGCUGCCACCUUGCUCAUCUCUCCAUGAGCCCCAGGAACCCGCCCUCCUGGGUGGAUCUCAAGUCCUUGCCUCCUGCCUUAAUCCGUGAGUCUCCCAGGACUAUCCCCACCCCAGCUCCUGAAAGCAGAGCUGGCUACAGCCAUGACCCCAAGGCUCUUUCUGGCCCUGGUCCUCUGGUCCAGCUGCAUGGCCAACCAUGGAAAGGAAGCAGCUCUGACCCUGCCCAGGGUGUACUGCCGAGCCCCUCGGUACCCGAUAGCAGUGGAUUGCUCCUGGACCCUGCCACCAGCUCUAAACUCCACCAGGCCCGUGUCCUUCAUUGCCACAUACAGGCUUGGAGUAGCUGCCCAGGGGGAGAGCCGUCCCUGCCUCCAGCUGACACCCGAGGCCUCCAGAUGCUCCAUCCCAGACAUCCAGCUGUUCUCCAUGGUACCCUACAUGCUCAACAUCACUGCUGUCCACCCCUGGGGCACCAGCAGCAGCUUCUUGCCCUUCAUUGCAGAGCACAUCAUCAAGCCUGACCCUCCAGAAGGUGUGCACCUGUGGCCCCUACCUGGACAGCAGCUGCAGGUGAGGUGGGAGCCUCCCCGGUCCUGGCCCUUUCCAGAGAUCUUCUUACUCAAAUACAAGAUUCGCUACAAGAGGCAUGGAACUGGCCGCUUUCGUCAGGUGGGGCCCAUUGAAGCCACGUCUUUCACCCUCAAGUCUGUGCGAUCUCAAGCCAGGUAUUUCGUCCAGGUGGCUGCUGAGGAUCUCACUAACUAUGGAGAGUCAAGUGACUGGAGCCUCCCCGCAAUCACCCUUGUGAUGCUGCAUGACUAGUGGGGUUCCCAGUGCCCCCAAAGAGGGCUAGGCUGGGGUAGCUCCCUACAGCUCCCUAGAGCCCUAAAGCUCCCAGCCCUGCUGCCCGUGAUUUGAGAGUGGAUGGGAUCUGCCUGACUUAAGCCUGCUUGGCUUGGGCUGGAGUCCUGGCUUUGCUGCUGCUGAGCUGCUGGGCAACCUCAGGUGACAGACUUCACCCUUCUGGGCUCAGUUUCCCCUUCUGCAAAAUGGGGGUGUGCUUUCCACUUUAACCAUAGUGCAGGGCUAGUGAAUUGUGGGUGUGAGGUAUUUAAGAAAAGAAUCUUACAAUUUUAAUUAAAGAAGAAUCAUCGUUGGCCAGGUACAAUGGUUUGUACUUGUAAUCCCAACAUUUUGAGAGGCCAAGGCAGGAGGAUCACUUGAGGCUAGGCGUUUAAGACCAGCCUGAGCAAUAGUGAAACCCCCAUCUCUACAAAAAAUAAGAAAAAUUAGCAAGGUGUUCCUGUAGUCCCAGCUAUUUGGAAGGCUGAGGCAGGAGGAUAGCUUGAGCUCAGGAGUUUGAGGCUGCAGUGAGCUAUGAUGACACAAUUGCACUUCAGCCUGGAUGACAGAGUGAGAUACUGUCUCAAAAUUUAUUGUUGGAAUCAGGACCCCUCCCUUCAUUCAGAAGAGACCCAGAGUGGACCCCUCCCUUCAUUCCAAAGAGACCCAGAGUGGACAUAGACACAACAAAUCCCCACUCCCAUGGGGUCAGGGCUGGACCAGUUUGAGAAAUCAGGGCAGGGUGCCGAGGGUUCCACAUGCAAUGUGGCAGUAGACUCCACUCAGUUUAUCAGUUUGGUUCCUCUACUUCCUCAGGAAGUGCCCAACUGUGAGCCUCAUUAGACACAAGACAAGAAGGGUGUGGGAAGAUUUGUCUGAGGAGGGAGCUAGCCAGGCAGGCCUUGAAGAUUAGAGAAAAAUCCGUGGAUAUGUCUGUGGGUUUCACUUGGGCCUCAACUCAAAGUCCACCUCUCCUUCCCUCACUACUCUAUCUGUGGGUCCCCCCCAGGAUCUCUACAUUCUAAUCUCCAGAACCCAUCAAUGUGGUCUAGAACACUGCAAAAGAGGCUUGGUGGGUGUGAUCACAUUAAGAAUCUUGAGGAUCCUUAAAGAUUAAAGAUAUUAAAUUAAUGAAAAUACACUAUACACCACUUGGGUGAUGGGUACAUCUAAAGGCCAGACCCCACCAUUGGACAGUACAUGUGUGAAUAGUGGAAUUUAACAUCUACCCCUUAAAUCUAUUAACAUUGUUUUUAAAAGGAAGAGAACAAAAAGAAAAAUUAAUGAAAAUGAAGGGGGCUCAGCACCUAUAGCACAGUGGUUAUGGUGCCAGCCAUAUAUGCCAAAGUUGGCGGGUUCGAACUCAGCCCAGGCCAGCUAAAACAAUCACAACUGCAACAAAAAAUAUCCGGGCAUUGUGGUGGGCACCUGUAGUCCCAGCUACUUGGGAGGCUGAGGCAAGAGAAUUGCUUAAACCCGAGAGUUGGAGGUUGUUGUGAGCUGUGACGCCAUGGGACUCUACCGAGGGCAACAUAAUGAGACUCUGUCUCAAAAAAGAAAAUGAAGGGGAACUAGCCCGAGUCAUGGGAGUGGGCCCAAUAUAAUCACAAGGAUUCUUAUAAGAUGGAGAUAGAGGGUCAGAGCAGAGUUAGAGAUAGAAGGAAAAAUGAUAAAGGAACCAGGGUGGCGCCUGUGGCUCAAAGGAGUAGGGUGCCAGCCCCAUAUACCGGAGGUGGCGGGUUCAAACCUGGCCCGGCCAAAAACUGCAAAAACAAAAACAAAAACAAAGAUAAAGAAACCAGAGGCUGGAGUGAUGCAAUUUGAGAAAGACUUGACUGGCUACUCCUGGUUCUGAAGAUGAUGGAAGAGCCACAAGCCAAGAGAUACAGGCAGCUCCAGAAGCUGGAAAAGUCAAGGAAACAGACUCUCCCUUAGAGCCUCCAGAGGAAACAGCCAGUCCUGCCCAUCCAUUUUGGACUUCUGACCUGCAGAGCUAUAAUAAAUGUGUGUUGUUUUCAGA
Nycticebus coucang (slow loris) is the source of this 3813-nucleotide messenger RNA. RefSeq names its product Epstein-Barr virus induced 3 (gene EBI3). The coding region runs from base 1092 to 1772 and encodes 226 amino acids. The transcript is spliced from 5 exons. Gene Ontology annotation, molecular function: cytokine binding; cytokine receptor activity. The record is from RefSeq and is a predicted model, not a curated record. NCBI's taxonomy places the organism in Eukaryota, Metazoa, Chordata, Mammalia, Primates, Lorisidae. Gene Ontology annotation, biological process: cytokine-mediated signaling pathway. Gene Ontology annotation, cellular component: signaling receptor complex; external side of plasma membrane; membrane.